This is a messenger RNA of Oreochromis niloticus (Nile tilapia), 1362 nucleotides long. RefSeq lists its product as uncharacterized. The transcript has 2 exons. The record is from RefSeq and is a predicted model, not a curated record. Bases 183 to 971 code for a protein of 262 amino acids. Lineage: Eukaryota; Metazoa; Chordata; Actinopteri; Cichliformes; Cichlidae.
AAAUUUAAGCGGUAGUUUAGAACUGAACAAAGUUUCUUUAAGCUUUAGCAUUACCAAAUAUAAUAAUCAAUUGUCACAUAACUAACAACAUCUGUCCUAUCAUCCCUAACACCCUGGAGGACAACGGGGAGAGUUUAGACGCUCUCCAAGAUUACAUCGACCGCUGUUUCCAAGAUUUAGUCAUGAAGAAGGCCCAGAGUGCAUCUUCCCCGGCCAAAAUUGAGACACCGUCAUCGAAGAGAUGUCGCCCGGCAGACUCCCCCGGCACAACAUCACCUGCCGGCAAAGACAUUGCAGACAUCCUGGAGUCAAUCGACCAACGAUUGUCCAGUUUCGAUGCGAGGCUGUCCCUGGUGGAGAUUUUACACCGGGAAUUUAAAUCUGUGCGAGAAUCCCUGGAGUUCAGCCAGCAGCAAGUGGAAACGCUUGCCGCUGAAAAUGCCACGCUACGGGAGUCGGUCAAAUCUCUCACCGAUAAUGUGACCCAGCUAAACACUGAAAAUAAAAAAAUAAAAGAGUCAGUUAUCGAUCUACAAGCCCGUAGCAUGCGUGACAACCUUGUAUUUUCCGGUAUUCCAGAAUCUGCCGGAGAGGAUGCAGAGGCAACGGUGAAAAGCUUCAUUAAAAUCCACCUGAAGCUGCCGGAGGACACCGUAAAGAACAUUGCCUUCGAUAGAGUGCAUCGCUUGGGGGCCGUGAGGACGCCGGCCGGGAGACCACGUCCUAUUGUGGCCAAAUUUGGCCACUUCAAACAAAAGGAACAGGUGAAAAGCCGCGGGAGGGAAUUAAAAGGAACGGACUUCAGCGUGAACGACCAGUUCCCCAAAGAGAUCCUGGAACGACGCAGGGUCCUGUUCCCAAUCCGACGCAGCUUCAUCCAGAAGGGCUCCCGCGCUGUCAUCGCUGUGGACCGGCUGUACGUGGACGGACAGCUCCACCGCGACCCCGACAUCACUCCGUGGCUGUAUUAACUUCACACCAGAUAAGAAUCCGCUACACCCUUUCCCUAUCCACUCACACUAACUUGCAUUAACUUAACAUUAACAUCUGUUUAACUUACCAGUAUCAAAUCGGCUCAUCUUAAUUUCAUAGCAGAAUUAACACCGUCACUCUCCGUCAACGGUAUGAUUGGAAUGUUUCCGGGUUUGUUUGGUUUUUUUUGUUUUUGUUUUUUUUGCUAUUGUUUUUCUCUCCUUCUCGUUUUUUUUUCUCUUUUUCCCCCUCCUGUUUUUAUGCUGCUCACCCUUGUACUUGGUUUCUUUCUUUAUUUCUUUCACUGCUUCGAUCACCUGCUUCCAGACUCAUCCACAAACUUUAUUUCGACACAUACGCACAGCAUGAUCACGCACAAUCAUGCGCUCA